Molecule: messenger RNA, 3501 nt
Organism: Phodopus roborovskii (desert hamster)
Lineage: Eukaryota; Metazoa; Chordata; Mammalia; Rodentia; Cricetidae
Product: zinc finger X-linked protein ZXDB
Exons: 1
Coding region: 237-2753 (838 amino acids)
Biological process (GO): regulation of transcription by RNA polymerase II
Cellular component (GO): nucleus
Molecular function (GO): transcription coregulator activity
Source: RefSeq, a predicted model, not a curated record
GUUGUUUGUUCGCCUCAGACUCUGCCUCUGGGCCUUCUGUUCUAUUCCAGAGACACGGUACCAGAAUAUUUAAAUCACUGUGGCGUUAAAUACGUUUUAAUAUCUGAUAGGGCCAGUUUCUGCGCAUUGCACUUUUUUUUUUCCUUUCAGGAACGUGUUCGGGCCCGCGGCAGGGGGCGGGGUCGCGCCUCCGCCUCGGCUCUGGUUCCAGCCGAGCCUCACCGACGCCGGCCGAGAUGGAAAUCCCGAGGCUGCUCCCGGCUCGCGGGACACCACAGGGCGGCGGCGGCGGCGGCUGUUGCCCCGCGGGUGGCGGCGGGGUCCACCGAGCCCCGGACUCUCUGGCUUGUCAGGCCCCCACGCGCCGCCUCCUCCUGCUCCGGGGGGCCCAAGAUGGCGGGCCGGGGCCGCGGAGCGCAGAGGCCCAGAGGGCCUCACGGGGCCUGGGCCCGAGUCCUAGCGCGAACCGGUUGGCGCCGAGGCCGGAUCACCCGAGCCGCAGCGGCGGCGGCGGCGGCGGCGGAGGAGGAGGAGGAGGCGGCGGCGGCGGCGGCGGCGGCGGCGGCGGCAGCGGCGACGACUUCUUCCUGUUGCUGCUUGACCCGGUGGGUGGCGAUGUAGAAACAGUGGGCACGGAGCAGGCCGGAGGGCCGGUGUGGAGGGAGGAGGCCGAGGCAGGCCCGGGGCCCGAGCGGCGCGAGAGCGGCGCGAACCCUGCGGGCCGGCCCGAGCCGGGCCCCCGCUGCCUGUCGGCCGUCCCGGCCGCGUCCCCGCUCCCCGCGGCGGGCCCGGGCCCGGGCCCCGCGGCGGCCUUCGCGGGCACCAUCACCAUCCACAACCAGGACUUGCUGCUGCGCUUUGAGAACGGCGUCCUCACCCUGACCACGCCCCCGCUGCCUGCCUGGGAGCCGCCGGGGGUCGCGCCUUUCCCGCAGCCGCAGCCGCAGCCGGGGGGACUGGUCGGCCCGCAGGCCGGGUUUCCGCCCGCCGCCGCGGCGCAGCUGGGCGACUGCCCCGAGCUGCCACCGGACCUCCUGCUGGCCGAGCCGGCGGAACCGGCGCCCGCCCCGGCGCCUCCGGAGGAGGAGGCCGAGGCCCCGGCCGCCGCCCAGAGCCCCCGCGGGCCUCUCGUCCCGGGCCCAGGCGUGGUGCUGUACCUGUGCCCGGAGGCGCAGUGCGGACAGACCUUCGCCAAGAAGCACCAGCUGAAGGUGCACCUGCUGACGCACAGCAGCAGCCAGGGCCAGCGGCCCUUCAAGUGCCCCCUGAGCGGCUGCGGCUGGACCUUCACCACGUCUUACAAGCUCAAGAGACACCUGCAGUCUCACGACAAACUGCGGCCAUUUGGCUGCCCGGUGGAGGGCUGUGGCAAGAGCUUCACCACCGUGUACAACCUCAAGGCGCACAUGAAGGGGCACGAGCAGGAGAACUCCUUCAAAUGCGAGGUGUGUGAGGAGAGCUUCCCCACGCAGGCCAAGCUCAGCACCCACCAGCGCAGCCACUUCGAGCCCGAGAGGCCUUACCAGUGUGCGUUUUCUGGCUGCAAGAAGACGUUCAUUACUGUGAGUGCCCUGUUUUCUCAUAACCGCGCCCAUUUCAGGGAACAGGAACUCUUUGCCUGCUCUUUCCCUGGCUGCAGCAAGCAGUAUGACAAGGCUUGCAGGCUCAAGAUUCACCUGCGGAGCCACACGGGAGAGAGGCCUUUCCUUUGUGACUUUGAUGGCUGUGGCUGGAACUUCACCAGCAUGUCCAAACUCUUGAGACACAAGAGGAAGCACGAGGACGACCGCAGGUUCACCUGUCCCGUGGAGGGCUGCGGGAAGUCCUUUACCCGCGCCGAGCACUUGAAAGGCCACAGCAUAACCCACCUGGGCACGAAGCCUUUCGUGUGCCCCGUGGAAGGCUGCUGUGCCAGGUUCUCCGCCAGGAGCAGUCUCUACAUCCACUCCAAGAAGCACUUGCAGGACGUGGGCACCUGGAAGAACCGUUGCCCGGUGUCCACCUGUAACAAGCUCUUCACAUCCAAGCACAGCAUGAAGACCCACAUGGCCAAAAGGCACAACCUCAGCCAGGACCUCUUGGCCCAGCUGGAAGCUGCGAACUCUCUUACACCCAGCAGUGAACUCACCAGCCAGGGCCAGAAUGAUCUCAGUGGUGCAGAGCUAGUGUCUCUGUUCUCGGACGUGCCUGGCCACAGUUCUGCUGCUGCGGUGCUGGACACGGCCUUGGUCAAUUCUGGGAUCUUGACGAUUGACGUGGCCUCUGUGAACUCGACUCUCGCAGGAAGUCUCCCUGCCGAUAGCAGUAACCAUGCCUUAGGGCCAGCGGUGGACCCCCGGGCCCUCAGGGCCCCCAGUGACCUUCCCCAGAGUCUGGAUACCUCCCUCUUCUUCGGAACCUCGGUGGCUGGCUAUCAGCAGAGCCCCUUAGACAUGGACGAUGUCUCCGGUGGAAACGUGGGGCUCUUUGGCUCCUUGGCCCUGAAAAACUCCAGCCUGGAGCCCCAGGCUUUGACACCCAGCAAUAAGUUAACCGCGGACACCGAAGCUCUGACUCCCUCCAGCACCCUUUGUGAAAACAGUGUCUCGGAACUACUGACCCCUGCCAAAGCCGAUUGGAACGUGCAUCCCGAGUCUGACUUCUUUGGGCACGAGGAGGAAACCCAGUUUGGAUUCUCCAAUCCAACGGGAAGCCAUGGUUCUCAGAAGGACACAGACCUUAUCACGGUGACUGGCACCCCGUUUUUGGUAUGAACCUACUCUGCCCGUGCCCUGACGUGUGGCUCGCUUUUAUUAUUACACUCAAGUCUGAGGAUGUUCUGGACGGAGUUGCUUACUUACCUGCGGUCCUUUCUUGGCUGCUUGGCAAAGGAGCGAGCGCGUCUGUGGACUACAUACAGAUUUAGAGAUUUAAAUUCUCAUCCUGGGUCUGGAACUGAUGAGUUCUGUGACCGUGAGCAAGUCUCUUAACCUAGCUGAGCCUUAAUUUUUUUCUUUUACGUAUAAAGGAGGUUGUUUGGUUAGAUUGCUUCUACUCUCUUUUCAACUCUUUAGGUUCCUGAUAGUGUUUUGUUUUUUGAAAUUUAUUGUGACACCCCAAGAAUGAUAUGCUCCUAUUUUGAAUGUAAAGUAAAUUAAGUUAUGUAAUAGUGAACAUAUACUUUGCACUUCAUGAAUUGUAAACCCAUGCAUCAUUUUAUUUGUCCUUGUUCCCUUCCCCCUUUUAGUAUUAUUUUUGAAGGACUACCAGAUACUAGCUUAUUCAUAAAUAUUCUGUACAGAGCUUCAGAAUACAUUGGGCCUUGAGAAAAGUUUAUUAUAAUAAUUUCUGUAUCAAUGAAAGUCCAUGUUUUUAAGUUCAUAUUGUCACAUAUAUAUUACCUGGUUUAAUAUUCCUUAAUGUUUUGAUAUAUAUUUUAAUCUGUAUGUUCCAUUUCCCCUCUUUUCUUAAGAAUUUAUUCAUUGAAAAUAAUUAUUUUUUGAGUAGAAUUUGCCACAUCCU